Messenger RNA from Leptidea sinapis, 1986 nucleotides. RefSeq names its product probable ATP-dependent RNA helicase pitchoune (gene pit). The transcript is spliced from 11 exons. The coding region runs from base 94 to 1935 and encodes 613 amino acids. Lineage: Eukaryota; Metazoa; Arthropoda; Insecta; Lepidoptera; Pieridae. The record is from RefSeq and is a predicted model, not a curated record. Gene Ontology annotation, molecular function: ATP binding; nucleic acid binding; RNA helicase activity. Gene Ontology annotation, biological process: maturation of LSU-rRNA from tricistronic rRNA transcript (SSU-rRNA, 5.8S rRNA, LSU-rRNA). Gene Ontology annotation, cellular component: nucleolus.
UUGAUAGUUGAUACCGCAUACCACGUGUUUUACUUUGUAAGAGUACAUAUUAAAUAAAUACGAUAAUAUAACAUUUUAAAUUAAUUUUUAGCAAUGGUUAUGCCUGACAAAAUAUUAAUGAGAAAAAUAAAAAAACGAGAGAAGAAAAAAUUGACACUAAUAGCUCAAAAAUCUAAUGUUAACAAUAAAGAAGAUUUAGAAGAGAAAGAAAGCAUAAAACAGGAGGCAAUCAAAAGAACACAUGUUGAAAAUAACAAUGAAAUGCUACCCAAAAAGAAAAAGAAAAAAAAGAAGCCAAAAACAGAAUGUAAUUCAGAUGAACCUGUACCAGAAAUAAAGGAAGAACCUGAUGAUAACAAUUCAGAAGCUGAUGUGGAUAACAAUAUUGAUGAAAAAAAGCAGGAUGCUGAGUUGCCUGGAUCAAGUUUGUGUCUUGGCAUCCUAUCAGAUCAGAAAUUUACGUCAUUGGAAGGCAAAGUUUGUGAACCCACUCUAAUGGGUAUCAAAGAUAUGGGUUUUACAACAAUGACUGAAAUCCAAGCAAAAGCUAUACCACCUCUAUUAGAAGGCCGGGAUCUUGUUGGUGCUGCUAGAACUGGAUCUGGCAAAACAUUGGCAUUCCUCAUACCUGUUAUUGAACUCAUUUACAAAUUACAGUUCAAACCUAGGAAUGGCACAGGUGUCAUUAUUUUGUCCCCAACACGAGAGUUGUCGAUGCAAACGUUUGGAGUAUUGAUGGAGUUGAUGAAAUACCAUCAUCAUACAUAUGGCUUGGUUAUGGGCGGUGCUAAUAGAAGUACAGAAGCUCAAAAAUUAUCAAAAGGUAUAAACAUAUUAGUAGCCACUCCAGGCAGGCUUUUGGAUCACUUACAGAAUACUCCUGACUUUUUGUUCAAGAAUUUACAAUGCCUGGUAAUAGAUGAAGCUGAUAGAAUUUUAGAAAUUGGAUUUGAAGAGGAAGUCAAACAGAUUAUAAAAUUAUUGCCUAAAAGGCGUCAAACAAUGCUAUUCAGUGCGACUCAAACGAAGAAAACUGAAGCAUUGACUGCAUUAGCUGUGAAGCAUGAACCAGUGUAUGUUGGUGUUGAUGACCACAGGGAACAGGCAACUGUUGACUCUUUGGAGCAAGGGUACAUAGUAUGCCCCUCUGAGAAACGGUUGAUGGUUUUGUUUACAUUCCUCAAGAAGAACAGGAAGAAGAAAGUGAUGGUGUUCCUGUCCACGUGUAUGUCUGUCAAGUAUCACCAUGAGUUGUUCAAUUAUAUUGACCUGCCAGUCAUGUCUAUACAUGGCAAACAACAACAAUCAAAACGUACUACUACUUUCUUCCAAUUCUGCAAUGCAGAGACUGGUAUACUGCUGUGUACAGAUGUGGCUGCCAGAGGACUUGAUAUACCCGCUGUCGACUGGAUUGUUCAGUAUGACCCACCUGAUGAUCCCAAGGAAUACAUUCACAGAGUUGGUCGUACUGCUAGAGGUCUUGGUACCAGCGGCCAUGCUCUAUUGUUCCUGAGACCUGAGGAACUAGGAUUCCUCAGAUAUUUAAAGCAGUCCAAAGUAACUUUAAACGAAUUCGAAUUUUCAUGGAACAAAGUUGCUGAUAUUCAAUUGCAGCUUGAGAAGUUAAUAUCCAGAAAUUAUUUCUUGAACCAAUCAGCGAAGGAAGCAUUUAAGAGCUACUUACGCGCCUAUGAUUCGCAUCAUUUGAAAACCAUAUUUGAUAUUGAUACUAUUGAUUUAGCAAAAGUAUCAAAGUCAUUCGGCUUCACUGUUCCACCGGCUGUAGAGCUCAAAGUAGCACCAAAAGGUCCGAUGCAAAAGCGAAAAGGUGGCGGUGGCUUUGGAUACUUCAAGUCACUUAAUGCUCCGAAUAAAAGGGUUGAGAAAACAAAGGUGUACCGGCAAAAGGGUGAAAACAGAAGGCCGAGAAGUUGAUGUUGUAAUAACUGUACUGUUAUAUUUGAUAAAAUAAAUUAUGUAAUGAAA